Messenger RNA from Yamadazyma jaroonii, 1026 nucleotides. Lineage: Eukaryota; Fungi; Ascomycota; Pichiomycetes; Serinales; Debaryomycetaceae. The record is from the annotation of a GenBank genome assembly.
AUGUUUAAAUCCCCCAUACUAAGGAAUAAGAUACUGUACUUGACCAAACAUCUAACGCCUAAAAAUGGUAAUAAGGUAGCGGAGGGAACUUCCAAAGGUUCAAAUAAACAGCCUCCUCGAAAUCAGGAGAAAUUCGUCAUCACUCCUGCUAAACUCACAGAUUAUUAUAGAAUUGAAGAUUUUCCUCAACCAACACCUAAAUUCAGGGAACUAGCAGCCAAUUUUUUCCUUCAUGCUAAAACACAAUUACAAUGGACCCUUGCUAGCUACGAAGAGAUUCCUGAUGUUAAAGAUGAGCUUUUAAGACAAAAAGAUCCUCAAUAUCAACCCAAAUUCAAAUCUCCAAUACUACCUGAGAUCUUAAUGCUUGGAUACACAAAUGCAGGGAAAUCUACUUUGAUUAACACUCUUUUGAAUGGUAUGAAACCCAAGGACAAGUCCAAAGAAUACGCUUAUUCCAGUAGUAGGGCGGGAUUCACUAAAACCAUGAAUAGUUUCAAUAUUUCUAAUAAAUUUGUUUUAAUGGACUGCCCAGGAUAUGGGAAGUUUGGUGAUGAAAAACAGGGGGAGAUGGUUUUAACUUACAUUUCAAAUAGAAAACAAUUGAGGAGUGCCAUCAUGAUCAUUGAUAGUACUAAUGGAUUCAGAGAAGAAGAUAUCUUGAUCAUCAAUCAUUUGGUAGACAAUGGAAUACCAUUUGAUAUAGUUUUCAGUAAAGUUGAUGUUAUAAUAGAGAGAAUUAUGAAAGCUCAUAAAGUACAGACUAAAAACAUUGAAGACGUAUCCCAAAGACUUAAAAAUAUGAAUGAGAUUGAAGCAGCCAAUAGUAAAAUCAUUCAAUAUUUCCAUACCAUGAUUGAAGACGUAGGGUUGAGUGGAAUGGCAGUCAGACCUAAAUUACUUUUCUACAAUUCCCAAAUCAAUAGCAAAACUAAUAAAAAAUCUGGUUUCGAAGAAAUAAGAACUACCAUUAUAGAGAGAUGUGAUUUAGAGGAGAGUCUCAAACGUCUUAGAUCUAAGAAAUAA